ACCAAUCGCAAGUGCCUCCCUGCACAUUGGAGUUAUGUCAAUGUUUUGAAUUACUUACAUAUUACGUAAACCCAAGAACUGAGAAAACAAAACAUGUUGACAAUGUUUGAGAUGAUUAAUAGGAUCAUUUUAUAGAUUGAAGUGAACCUUUGACACUUUUAUCCAUUUUCUUAGGUUAAAAACAACACUUGGUUCUUCAAGAAGUCAAGAUGGCAUCUAGUGUUACAGCUCAAUCAGACUUGGAGAAGGUUAGUGUGGAUCAUCUGGAAUGCUCCAUCUGCACCAACCGUUUCAGGCAGCCCAAACUGCUGGACUGUUUGCAUAGUUUUUGCCUACAAUGCCUCCACGACCUCAGACAGAGCCAAGAUCCUAGUGGUACAAAGCUGACAUGUCCUCUGUGCACACAUGAAACCAUGUUGAAAGGGUCUGGGGUUGCUGAUCUCCCUAAUAACUUUGCAUUCAGUGCCCUGGUGGAGGAAGUUACAAUGCAGGAAAAGCUACUGGAAGGUCAAGGGUCAAAAAUUAAAUGUCAAAACUGUGAUGAGGAGAAUCAGGCAGUUUCGAGAUGCAUGGACUGUGAUAAUUUCCUGUGUGAAGAAUGUCAAAAGGCACAUGCACGUAUGGCUGUCAUGAAAUCUCAUAAAAUCUAUACACUGGCUCAAUUUCAAUCAGGAGAGAUUGUCUACAAGAGUAAACUAAGAGAAGAAGUUCCCAAAUGUGGCAAGCAUCCAGAUCAGAAUCUCAAUGUCUACUGCAACACAUGCCAGCAAGUCAUAUGCACAACUUGCUCUGUGCUUGAUCAUGCAAAACACACACUCACUGGAUUACCUGAGGCAGUAGAAAAAUGUGAGAAGAAGGUCACAGAAAUGGUCCGAAAAAGUGAGAGAAGAAAAACAGAAUUGGGCACCACCAUAGAAGACACAUGCAAAUCUUGCAAAGAGCUGGAAACCAUGUUUGCCAAAACUCAAAAGAAAAUCUCCAAAAAGGCUCAACAGAAGAUUACAAAGCUCCAACAGGAGAUUACAAAGCUCAAACAGGAGGUUGCAAAGAUCCAAAAGGAGAUAACAAAGAUCCAAAAGGAAGAAAAGAAACUGUUAAAAGAGACAGACAUGAUUUAUAAAGACAAACUCAAAGCUUUUGAAGCUGUUCAAGCAACCAACAGGAAAGAGGUGACACAGACAGAGCACAAGCUGGAGGAGGUCAAACAACUCAUGAAUCAAGCAAGUUGCUACGAGAUUCUUGAACUUCAGCAGAAGCUCUUGCAUAACCUCAGUGAAUUGACAGGGAAACAGCCACAGCAAGUUCCUGACAAGUUGACCUUCAUGGAUUUUGAAGAAGGUGAGAGGUCACUUGGGAGACUCAUUCUGAAAGAAGAGCCAAAGGCUGCAGCAAAGCAAUCACCAAGACCUGCAAGAUCAUGUGUUAAGGAGAAAUGGAAAUUGAAGACUGAAUUCAAAAAAAUUGGAUUGAUAAUUGAUUCAAUAUUUUCAUGUAAAUUGCUUGUUUCAGCUCUCUCCAACAAUGAAAUACUUGCACUCCGUAGAUUUUUUGGAAUCAGUGCACUAUUCACAGUUUCAAUGCCCAAUGGUCAACAUACACCAUCUCCUAUCCCACAAAGGCUACAAAUCAGUGGCCUCACUGAUGAUGUAAGGUGUAUUGCAGUGAGCAGGGAUGACAAGCUCCUUGCUGUAGAUGGUCAAGUAGUCAAGGUCUUCAACAAGCAACAUCAGCUCCUCCAUCAGUUCACACCAGGUAGAGGGUCAGACAGCCAACCAACAUGCCUUGCAGUGGAUGACAGCAAUCUGAUAGCAGUGGGUUAUAAAGAAAAGAAGGAGAUAUCUCUACACAACCCAGAUGGAUCCCUCAUCAGGAGACUGCCUGCUCCAAUGAUUGGAGGUUAUCUGACAAUGUACAAUCACCGCCUUAUCUACACAAACUAUGGCAAGAAAAGGUUGGUAUGUGUAGACUACUAUGGUGCCAGUGUAUUCUCAGUAGACAUGACCAGCAACAUACAGGGGGGUAAUUGGCACCCUGAUGGUGUGUGCUGUGACAGUGAUGGCAGCAUCUAUGUUGUUGUGUAUGGAUAUCCAACAGGUGACAUUCUGCAUUACAGUCCUGAUGGCAAGUACAUUGGAUGGGUGAUCAAGGGAUGUGAUGAUCCACGUGGCAUGACAUUUACAUCAGGUGGUGAGCUGGUAGUGGCUGCAGGAGAUUCUGUACAGGUCUAUCACCGAGUGUAAGGACAGAUUAGUUCAACUGGGGCUAUCCAGGUAUCCACCAACCACUUCCAUCAGACAUCGAGCAUUGUUAUCACUGACAAAGAACUUUAAAGUUCAUUCCCUAAACAACAUUCUACAAUACUGUAUAUUUGGUUUAUUGCUAAGGUCUUUGGUCUCUGUAUGUGUUGACUCUCAUACCUCAACCACUUCCCCUUUGGACAAUCUUGGACUUCAACACCCAGCCUACUUCCUAUGAAAUCCUAGAUCUGGUGGCCCAAUAAUGAGAGCAAACGAAUGAACCUUCACUAUGUUUUCAAAUAGGGAUGAGUGCACAUUUUAAAAAUAUAACAAACGAGAGGCAAAGUAUUACCACAAGAGGCAAUUCAAUUUUCUCAGAUUCAUCUCAGCAAAUACAAAGUAAAUGUAUGAUGUGUUUUCCAAGUAUAAGAUAUAACCCUGCUACUGCGUAAAAUGUAAACAUUAUUUAAAUUUUGUUAUUCGAUUCUUCAAUUACAUUGGGAAAAUUGUUGAGUUUAAAUUAAUGCAACUUACUUUUGAAUGAGACAGAUUUUCCAACUCCGCGUACAAAAACCAGAAUAAAUACUCAAAAGCAACUGAAUGAAAUGUGUGUGAUUUUGAACUAUAAGCGAGAGUUGAAUAGUAAGUUACAUGCAAUCCCUUGGUUGUCUCUUUCACAGUGCUUUCUGAGUGUCUCAUCAAAUUGAUAUUAGUUUCAUUACAUUGACAACCAAGUUGGAAAUGAAAACCUUGUGCAUUCUACUGAAAUGAUACAUGGAUGUUUGUAAAUGUGGUUAGUAUGAUGGAUGUACAUUUGUAAACUGAAUUUUAUUCUCUUUUUUCGCCCUUCUUAAAUGUGAUUUUUUUAAAUACUACAAUAUAAGAUGCAUUUGGAACAUUACACUCAGACACGAAUACAUGUACAAUCAAAACAUCAUUAACCAAUAUAUUGGAUUUGCCGCAGCCUGAAUGUGUUUAUUAAAUCUUCAUGCCAAAUCAAAGCAUGUUUUGUUUUCCGUUUUACCAUAC
This is a messenger RNA of Patiria miniata (bat star), 3266 nucleotides long. RefSeq names its product E3 ubiquitin-protein ligase TRIM71-like. The transcript has a single exon. Gene Ontology annotation, cellular component: nucleoplasm; chromatin. Bases 210 to 2240 code for a protein of 676 amino acids. Gene Ontology annotation, molecular function: zinc ion binding; ubiquitin-protein transferase activity. NCBI's taxonomy places the organism in Eukaryota, Metazoa, Echinodermata, Asteroidea, Valvatida, Asterinidae. The record is from RefSeq and is a predicted model, not a curated record. Gene Ontology annotation, biological process: positive regulation of DNA-templated transcription.